CACUUCUCCUCGCCUUCACCAAACUAGCGGCUUGAGGCGUAGCUCGGAAACGCAAACUAUUUGUCUGCUCCUCUCCUUGUGUUUCCUACCUACCUAAAUCAGGGACAUCGACCCCGUAGUCCAAGCCACCUCUUUUCGGACUUGUGCCGGUGUCCGCGACUGCUCAAUUACCCGUCGUCUCCUGCCCUUUCCCCCCAAGCCUAUUCUUCAUCUUUUUCAUUGCGAGAAUAAUACUGCCACUCUUCGUUCUUCUCCAUUCUUCACACCCCCCCCUUUUUCUUCUUCUUUUGCUUUACCUAUCUUCUCUCGACUUGUCACUGCACUUGUGCUUUUGACCUUGACGAAUUUCGCCCCCAAGGUGUGCGAUUUCUGCAACUGGUUGCACUAAAUCAUACACAUACACCACUUUCAUCAUCACCUUUACUCGUCCACCACAAUCAUACAACCGAAUACAACCCUUCUUAUCGCUUCAAUACAUCACCGCUUUUGCGACCUACGCCAAAUUGUCAUUCACAAAGUCAAUCGCACCGAUUCCCUCACCCAGACCGACGCUGUCUCAAAUGGCCGAGCCUGCCAAGUAUCAUGGCGGCCUCGUCGCCUUCGAGGGUCCCACCGACCUGGUCUCUACUCAGCUUCGCUUACUGCCUACGUCCUCGCAAAUAGCGGUUCUUCCCAGCGUCAAGGAGUUUCUAGAGCCCGAAAACCCCGAUGAGCCGUUUGAUGCGCGAGUGUUUGUCAGGAGAGUUCACAAUGCUGUCGCUAAAAGAAGAGAGGCCGCGUUGGCGUUUCUGAAGGACUCAACACCCACGCACAAAAGAUUGGUCUUUAUGAACGGAGGCACACCAAGUGCGCAGACAGUCUGCAUCAGGGCCAUAUCGCGGAAUGUCGUGGAUGGCGACAUUGCCAAGGCAGAGGCCAUCUUCAACGACCUUGUCAAAGGGGGCGUCGCAGGCCUCGACCAGCAUCCCGUCAGUGUUAGGGGCUCUGUCAACGCAUCCGAGCAACUUCCCGAAGAUCCCAUUACAAGAGCCAUGCGUGCCGCCGACGCCCUCGAUCGCGAGACUGAAAACCUCCAGCCUUCCAGCGACAUCGACCUCACCAUUCCCCCCGCGCGCCCGAGGAGCAUGAGCCUUCCCAUGUACUGUUUCGCCGACACAUUCGGUGAUACCGCGCCAUUCUAUGUUUUCGGCAGACAGUACUACGAGGACAGUGGCCGGCAUGAAGAGGUCCCCACGGCGGUUGCUCAACGGGAUGGCCCAACGCCAACCUUGGCCAUUACGAAUUUCGAUGAGCUUGAGAAGUUUUCGGGUGAAGGGUUUGACAGUGAUGGCAAUCCAAUCCCACCGGCGCUUCCUCGCUCUCCGAGUUGCGCGGGCGAGGUUUACGAACGUGAAGACGAGUGCUCGACACCAUCGCCCAACGCUAGCGCCAUGCUGGAUGUGGCAUCGGGGUCUGAUGUGUUCAGCAUCCGCUCGACAGAGUCGAUCUUCAUCGAACAAGCAUCGCUCGUCCGUAUGAACUCAACCACCUCGACCAGGAGACUGAAACGGUCACAGUCCAUUGGCCAACUCCAACGAACCAACUCGCGCUACCGGGACACCAUGAUGCUACUGAAGCCCCAAGAGAAGUCUCUUGCCGAGAUGGUCACUGUCGGAAAGCUCGACAGCGGCCGUCCUGUAUCUGUCAUUGGUCUCAUAGCAGAGGCAAGACGACGUGAGAACAAGGAAAAGAAUGUUGAAGGCGCCAAGGUUGUCGAGGGCGCCAAAACCGUAUACGUCAAAGGCACCCGAACAAACAAGGUUCUGCCGCCACCGCCGGCCGAGGCGAAGACUCGAAAACACAUCCGUACCAAGACAAACUAUGUGGACAGAGGGACAGACGCACAGGACGACACAGAAAUCGAAGAUAAUUUCGAGCCUGUCCUGCCGUUCCACGAAGAUCUUGUCAUUCACUUCAAGGAUGACAGCCCUGACCCCAUUCUGGAGUAUAUGAUCAAGGCAUUCAGAGAAGGUGUCUAUCCAGUCGCACCGCCCCCUCCUGCGGUUUCCUCCAACACUUCUGUUGCAGACGGCGACGUAUCAGCUCCGCAUACUCCCACGUCACAAUCAAGCGAGUCUCAGACGACACUAUUUACUUCUGCAACCGCUACCAAUGGAGAGGAGUACGAUCCGUUCUCCUACGAGAGCACCACUUACGCUGAGAAGCCGCUUCCCCCCAUUUCACAGACAAUGACAGGCUCAGCGUUACCGACGCCUGCACACACACCUCCCCCCACGUUUUCGGAGCCGGAGGAUAAGUUCCACGACUUCAAUGCUGUGCAAGGGCAGACGGCUGUGGCCAUGCAGAACUCGCUUCGAUCAGUGCUUAACAUCUACUUUCCACCCAAGGGAAGGGGGUACUCGCAGUUCAACUUCCCUUUACUGCCCGAGAUGGAGGGACUUUGGAAGCCAAUCUUCCGCGACUCGGAGUCGGGCGGCGGCCCGAGGAGGGAGAAUCGCCGGAUUGACCAGAUUCUGGCUGUCGGCGCGCAACGUGGGGUCAAGAAGACGUUCAUUUCAGGGGUGACGAGCCAGCUUGAGAGGUUGGGCACCAAGUCGAAUGGCGUCUCGCGGACAGGAAGGCUUGACUUCCGAUACCUCAUCGCCAACGCGAUGCAGUCGUUCACUGCGCAGCCUCUGGCGAACCAGACACAUGACAAUCCUUUCACGAACUCGUACAUUUUGGCGACCCUCAUCAUCCCUCAUCUUGAGACGUACUUUGCUGCCCACUCGGAAGUACGGUUUCUGCUUCUUGACUACCCUCCCGACCAUCUUGCCACCAUACUUGCUCUGCAGAAGCUGAUUGGGGCCGACAUGAUGAAAGUUGCCCAAGUUAUUGAUGCUACUGCCAAGGAGCCACAUCCUUUCACUCACGUCCGCGGCAGCUCACUUGGAAGGGUCUCGACGAGGAGUGAUUUCGCCUCUAGUUCAAGCUCGCUCCAGUCGAAGGAUUCCAAGUCGGCCGCGUCUGUGUCUUCGCGGGAUGCAUUUGCGGUAUCAAAGGCCAACCUCCUUCUCACGUCGAAUGCAACCCCCGGGGAAGUCGCUACUUUUGUAUCGACCAUAUGGAAUAUUCUCAUCAACGUUUCCAAGUUCUACUUGCCCGAAAGGGGAUCGAGAAGCGAUGGCAGAAUGAAAUCGGGCACCUCGUCACCUCUCUCGCAGAUGGCCAUGAGUCCUCCGAUUUCCCCCCCUUCCUCCAGAGGCAGAAAAAGCAACAAGACAUCGGGUUCAAUUAAGGCUCCAGCUAAGCCCCCCUCUAUCGCAGAGACCAUUAUGAGCCGCCGUCUGAGGUCCCGGUGCGGCGACAAGAGGUCUCUGUUGGGCGAUGGCGGGUCCAUUAUGACCGUCGACAUGGAGUUUGAGAGCGAUCUGGAGCUCGAAGAAAAGCGUUUGAUGCCCAUGUUUCUGAAGAGAAGCUACGAACGCAAAGGCAACAGCCGCAAGGCUUUGAAGUUUCUGGGGUUGGCAUGAGACUCGGCGAUCUUUGUACAUUAUAGUGUAUGUUGAAAGAGCCCGCUGGGUGGCUCUGCACCGUUUCUUUCUCUGGAUGACCGUCACGACGUCUCACAUUUGUCUUUAAUAUCAUGGGCUGGUGGAGUAAAGGAGUGCUAGGAUUUCACAUGGGGAGGAUGGCCGAGGCUAUAUCGUGUCACAAGUGGGAGUGAGCAUCAUCUUGUUGAUGUGGAUGAUAGGUGAUAGUUGA
Colletotrichum destructivum is the source of this 3744-nucleotide messenger RNA. RefSeq lists its product as uncharacterized. Bases 561 to 3512 code for a protein of 983 amino acids. The transcript is spliced from 2 exons. NCBI's taxonomy places the organism in Eukaryota, Fungi, Ascomycota, Sordariomycetes, Glomerellales, Glomerellaceae. The record is from RefSeq and is a predicted model, not a curated record.